Messenger RNA from Hypanus sabinus (Atlantic stingray), 2494 nucleotides. RefSeq names its product BTB (POZ) domain containing 6b (gene btbd6b). Gene Ontology annotation, cellular component: cytosol. Bases 564 to 2105 code for a protein of 513 amino acids. Gene Ontology annotation, molecular function: protein binding. Gene Ontology annotation, biological process: neurogenesis. The transcript has 5 exons. Lineage: Eukaryota; Metazoa; Chordata; Chondrichthyes; Myliobatiformes; Dasyatidae. The record is from RefSeq and is a predicted model, not a curated record.
AAAUGUCUCUCUGGCCCGUCCCCCUCUUUGCUUUAAUAUUUCGCUCAAUCUGAGCUGGUUCAGAUUUCAUUGCCGCCCCCUCGUUUCUGCCUGCCUUUCCUCCUCCUCGAUUAUUGGAGCUUGGUGUUUGGGUUAGGUUGGGUCGGCAUCACGUGAACACCUGCUGUUAGUAAAAGGGGGAAGCCAGCAAAAUCGGGUAGUUUGUAGACUGCAGCAAGCAUCGGGAUUAAACAAGAUAACCUUCUGUUCGCUGAGAGUUGGACCCAGCAAAGGAAAACCUACUUAGUCUAAGAUGUAAAUACCUUCAACUUCUGCCCCAAGAAGUGACCGAAAUUUUGCGAAGACAAAUCUGACGAUUUUUUAAACGUACGCAGCAGUAGCAGCUCGCCUGGAUAUUCACUGGGCUGUAUUUUUUUAUCUUUGGGAUUUAAAUCGAGGACGCGAAAGACGGAUUUUUUUUUUAAAUCGUUAUAUCUGCUUCGAGAAAGUGAAAUAAACUUUUAACUGCAAAUCUGGCUCGCAUCCACUGGUGGAAAAUUAAACUAAAGCAGUCCAGGAUCUUUAUGUUGUUGGUGAAAUAUAUUCAGGAAACGCUGAAAAAGUCCAAGAGUGUGAAAAAAGAUAGCGGCAGGUUGCCAGCUUGCUAUGAAAUUGUAACUAUUUCUCUGAGCAAGAAGAUGGCUGCGGAACUGUACCCGUCGAAACACAGUAACAGCCAGCAGAACAGCGAGCACAGCGGCAACAGCGCGGUGAACUCUUCAAAGAGGAGCUUACUGCUUCGACAGGGUCAACAGAAGCCACUGAACAACAAUCACAUCCACAACACCAACUGGCAGUCCUUCUACCCUACCCUGCGGGAAAGGAAUGCCAUGAUGUACAACAACGAACUGAUGGCUGACGUGCAUUUCAUCGUGGGGCCGCCGGGAGCAUCACAGAGAGUGCCAGCUCACAAGUACAUCUUGGCGGUCGGCAGUUCGGUCUUUUACGCUAUGUUUUACGGAGAACUAGCUGAGAAUCAAUCCGACAUUCAAAUUCCGGACGUGGAGCCCGCGGCUUUCCUUAUUCUGCUAAAGUAUUUGUAUAGCGAUGAGAUUGACUUGGAGGCAGAUACGGUGCUGGCUACCCUGUACGCUGCCAAGAAGUACAUUGUCCCUUACCUAGCAAAAGCCUGUGUCAACUUCCUUGAGACCAGCCUGGAGGCCAAGAAUGCCUGUGUCCUGUUGUCGCAGAGCAGGCUGUUUGAGGAACCCGAGCUUACUCAGCGGUGCUGGGAGGUGAUAGACGCCCAGGCUGAACUGGCCCUGAGGUCGGAGGGCUUCUGCGAGAUCGACCUGCAAACACUAGAGAUCAUCCUGUCCCGGGAGACGCUGAAUGCCAAGGAAGUGGUGGUGUUUGAGGCCAUCGUCAACUGGGCUGAGGCGGAAUGCAAGAGGCAGGGCCUGCCGCCAAGCGCCCGGAACAAGAGGAGUGUGCUGGGAAAAGCCCUCUACAUCGUACGCAUCCCCACAAUGUCGCUGGAGGAGUUCGCCAAUGGUGCCGCACAGUGCGACCUGCUUACUCUGGAGCAGACACACGACAUCUUCUUGUGGUACACAGCUGUCAACAAGCCCCAGCUGGAGUUCUCCACUGCACAGAGGAAGGGUCUGGCCCCCCAGCGCUGUCACCGGUUCCAGUCCUCCGCCUACCGCAGCAAUCAGUGGCGGUACCGGGGCCGUUGCGACAGCAUUCAGUUUGCAGUGGACAAGCGUGUCUUCAUUGCCGGCCUGGGCCUAUAUGGCUCAAGCUGUGGCAAGGCAGAGUACAGCGUCAAGAUCGAGCUGAAACGACAGGGGGUAGUCCUGGCUCAGAACUUCACCAAAUUUAUCUCAGACGGUUCCAGCAUCACGUUCUCGGUAUGGUUCGAGCACCCUGUGCAGGUGGAGCAGGACACCUUCUAUACUGCCAGUGCCAUCCUGGAUGGCAAUGAGCUGAGCUACUUUGGGCAGGAGGGGAUGACGGAGGUGCAGUGCGGCAAAGUGACGUUUCAGUUCCAGUGUUCGUCUGACAGCACGAAUGGCACAGGCGUACAAGGAGGCCAAAUCCCUGAACUCAUUUUCUAUGCCUGAGUAAGGGCGUUUUGCCUUGGAAAUCACAAAAUGAGAGCAUGUUCUGCCUUCAACUGCUGCUAACCAAGGGAGUAUAGCAAGAAUUUGACCUCUUGCUUCUUCUACUGACAUUAUCAGACUGUAUUCAGUGGUCCUCUGGGAUCAACUGUCAACUCAAACUAUCUUAAAUUGAAGGAAUGUUUGAUUGUAAAUUAAUUUUAUUUAUUUAUAAUGGCUAGAGAGUAUUAUUAUUGGACACACUGAAGCUGCAAGGGCCAGUUGUUCAGUGUUGCACUCAUUUGUGUGCUGUCUUUUGUACAGAAGUGCUGUUUAAAAUGGUGAAUGACAUUUCAAUACCUGUGUACUUACAGCUGAUGAACUUGUACAGUAUAAAGAUUUUUACAUGAUUA